This is a messenger RNA of Coccidioides immitis RS, 3193 nucleotides long. RefSeq lists its product as uncharacterized. The record is from RefSeq and is a predicted model, not a curated record. The coding region runs from base 1 to 3051 and encodes 1016 amino acids. Lineage: Eukaryota; Fungi; Ascomycota; Eurotiomycetes; Onygenales; Onygenaceae. The transcript has 3 exons.
AUGGACGCCGCUCAGGAACGAGAACGUAGUCGACGAGGCUCAUCGCAAAAGUCCAUGCUAUCGAAGGCUCUCCAAAAAGCUAAUACGGCCGUGCUCCUGGAUAACGCCGCAAACUAUGAAGGCGCCAUCGAUGCAUACUCGGAUGCCUGCGAUCUUCUUAUGCAGGUAAUGCGCCGCACUGACGGCGGCGAUGAAAAGCAGAAACUUGAAGAAAUCCGUACUACCUAUACUACCCGAAUUACUGAACUUCGGCGACUUGGUCUUUCGUCCAGAUCGGGUGGGAAAGCGUUGCCCGAAAGGCCUUUGAGCGAUGAAUCCUUGUCCCCUAGUGCAUUUUCUUUCCGAUCCGAUGUCCAUGAUGAGUUGGACGAGGAUGACCCAUAUGUUAUCGAGACGGCAACUGCUACUCGAAUACUCAAUAAUCCUUCUUAUAUGACCGACCCUUCUGAACCACGCACCUUACCUCCCUCACAGAUUCCUCCGCGUCGGCAGUCUUUAUUACCUUCAGCAUUUGACGACGAAGUUCGUUUUUCUAGACCCAAAAAGCCCAGCUUGCUCCGUGCAGGUUCAUCCUCAAACCUACCGACGCUGGCCGAACAAUUGGAUGAAAGCUCUCUUUCCGGUGAUAGAAACUCGGAGGGUAACGCGUUUCACCAUCAGAGUCCCUCACGAGAUCCACCUCUACCUCCCCGUACGGUUAGCCAGCAAUCAGAAUACCGAAAUCAAUUGUCCUCUCACUUACAACCGGACUUCAACAACGAAUCUACCUCCUGGUUGGAUAAUGGUGAUUCCGGGGGAUCUUCGGCUUCCUCCCUUCGCUCGAGGUCAUCCUCUCUCUAUCUACGAAAGAGAGAUCGCAUGGCUAGCGGAGGAACAGAGGCUGCAUUCGAUGCUGCACUGGAUGCGGCCGUAGAGGCAGCAUAUGAUGAGGGGUUGGAACCGGCCGACGAUUCAGACGAUAUGUCAGCAGAUGAUGAUAUAGUUUUGAAUGUGAGAAGAAACGUGGAACGAGCUAAGCAAAAAGUUCGUGAGGCUGAAAUGGAAGCCGAAGCUAUCUCUGCUAAGGAGAGAGAAACGAGGCGGAUUCAAGAGGAAGCUUUUCAUGGUAACUACGGCGCGUUAAACGCGAGCUACGAAGAUGGAGAAGCGGAAGAGGAGGAACUAAUAUUGGAAGAAAUGAUGGAUGUCUUCGACUUUGACUUGCAAUCCAAGUCGGCCCUACCACGGCAGUCUGGCUCCAGUGGGUUUUCAGGCCGAACUUGGGGAAGUUCGAUAGCGUCCAACGCUGCAACUACCGGAACAUCACUAUCUACCCUUGCAGAAGAAGAAAUUCCACCCACGGAUAUUAAAUUAGCUGAAUCAUCACAGAAUCCUCCACCGUCACAACCGUCCUCCACCGCUCCGGCUCCUUCUACACCAUUGCCACCUCCACCAGCACCCCCACCACCACCUCCUCCACCUCCUCCGCCUCCUCCUUCUGCAGCACUGCCAUUUAGUCUCCCAUCCUCCCUACCACCUCUUCCAACACCCACCCAACCCACAAUCACACCUAAUAGUCCGGUGGCUCCCAGUGUAAGGGCAAGGCGACUGUCUGGCUGGAACGCAAAGGAAUUAUCCAUCGAAACAAAUGGACGAUUGCCGCUAGGUGCCGAGGCUCCUCUUACGGUCCCUGGGUCAAGAACGGGGCACAUGUCACCGUCCCUACUACCCAAAGAUGUGUCCACAACUGGGUUUACAGCUCCAUGGCAAAAUACAGAACCCAAAUCCGCUUUCCCAAUACAGCGUCUGAAAUACAACCAUGCUGCUGCAGGCUCAGCUGAAUCCCUUCCAAUACAGUCCCCGGUGGCCCCUUUCCCAGAUUUGCAAGCAGACGAGGAUGAAGAUGACAGUAUGGAUCAUCGGUCCAGUGGCCAUACAGUUAGCAAAGUAGCUUCCGCACCGGACACGUUAAGAAAGGAUACUAUAUUUUCACAAUCCAAGUCGGCGCGAGGGAAACAGUUAUCCAUCUCUACUGAAGAUACCGGCAGGGUCCCGGAGAGCCCGUUGGUAUCUGCAUUUCCUGCUUCCAUGCGAAAAGGCCCCCAUAUGUCUGUCUCAACUGCAGGAAGCCCGUCUGUUGGGGCCCCUCACCAUAUUUUUGAUGGGACGUUUCAUUCCGCAAUGGCACCUGGUUGCCCCGACUCAUCUACCCCAAACCCCCCUGCGGCUCUGGAACCCUGUCCCCAGUCAUUUUUGCUCCGUCCAUUCUGGCUAAUGAGAUGCAUUUAUCAAAGUAUCACUCAUCCGCGGGGGGCUUAUCUAACAACGAAACUUUUUGUUCCACGGGAUGUUUGGCGGGUGAAGAACGUCAAGCUCAAGGCGGUUGAGGAAAAGAUCUCAAAUUGCGAUCUUCUCACGGCUGCAUUAUUGAAAGUAGCGCAAGUUGACACCAACGAUGCUGACGCAGUUCUCGAAGAAAUGCAAUCCCUGGAUACCAUUCUCGAUCAGGUUCAAUUGGCAUUGUCAAAAAAGCUAGGUAACGAAGUCGGCGUCAAUGGUGCGAUGCACCUCUUCAAAUCAGCAUCAUCAGAGGAUUCUUCGACAUUUAGCGAGCAGUCUUCACGAUCAUCGAGUGGGGGAAGUAGAUCUUACCUCACUCCGUUUAGAAAAUUGCGGUCAAAGAGCUCGGGGCCUAACGCCGGACCGUCUACCUCUGCGACUAAGGAGGCUAGCAAGGAUAACCUAACCAUGCACUCGUUGCCGAUGAAUACGACGUUAAAUUUACGUGCCCCAAAACGAAAUUUGCCGGAAUUGAAAUGCACAGGACCGAAUGCUAACUACAUGAAUGCAUUGGCAAGAUUGUGCGAUGCUGCGCAGGUACUUGAUCAAAUUGCCCGGCAAGUCGAGGACCCUGGGUUAAAGCACACAUCCGAGACACAAGUGGGUCUAGAACUAUGCGCACGCCAUGCUGCGGAGUUUUUUGGCUUUUAUGUUUGUCGAUUUGCUCUGAAUGACAUAGGAUUGAUGAUAGAUAAAUUCAUUAAACGUGGGAGCGAAUGGGUCUUGGUUUAAGGUGUGAGCUCUUUUUUUGGCUUUUCCUUGUUCCCGGGCUUUUUUUUUCUAUUGGGGUAUCCUUUUUGGUUGGUAUUUUUGGUUGCUUUAUAUUUGAUUAUUGAAAGAUAAUAUAGUAAUAUAUAUACACUAGAUAGGGGGG